Molecule: messenger RNA, 1071 nt
Organism: Otolemur garnettii (small-eared galago)
Lineage: Eukaryota; Metazoa; Chordata; Mammalia; Primates; Galagidae
Product: protein NipSnap homolog 3A-like
Exons: 6
Coding region: 108-848 (246 amino acids)
Cellular component (GO): mitochondrion
Source: RefSeq, a predicted model, not a curated record
GCGGCAGCCAGUUGUCCCCUCGCCGCUCGUUCCGUCGGGAAGUCACCAGAAGAGAAGCCUCCGAAAGGACUGGGCUGACUGCCUUGCUCAGCAUCCGAAGCCACGCCAUGCUCGCCCUCAGAAGCGGCCUGACUAGGGCGCUGGCGGUGAAGACGCCGGUGCCUCAGAUGUGCUCAUCUUUUGCUACAGGCCCCAGACAAUUUGAUGGAACAUUUUAUGAAUUUCGUACUUACUGCCUUAAGCCUUCAAAAAUGAAUGAGUUCAUGGAAAGUAUUAAGAAAAACAUUCAUCUUCGGACAGCUCACUCUGAAUUGGUUGGAUUCUGGAGUGUUGAAUUUGGUGGCAGAGUGAACAAAGUGUUUCAUAUUUGGAAGUAUGAUAAUUUUGCUCAUCGAACUGAAGUUCGGAAAGGCAUAGCCAAAGAUAAGGAAUGGCAGCAAGUUAUCGUUCCAAAUUUGGCUCUCAUUGAUAAACAAGAGUUUGACAUUACUUACCUGGUACCAUGGUGCAAAUUAGAAAAACCUCCAAAAGAAGGAGUCUAUGAACUGGCUAUUUUUCAGAUGAAACCUGGUGGGCCAGCUCUGUGGGGUGAUGCAUUUAAAAGGGCAAUUAAUGCCCAUGUCAAUCUAGGCUACACAAAACUAGUUGGCGUUUUCCACACAGAAUAUGGAGAACUCAACAGAGUGUACGUUCUUUGGUGGAAUGAGAGUGCAGACAGUCGAGCAGCUGGCAGACAUCAGUCUCAUGAGGAUCCCAGAGUUGUGGCGGCUGUUCGAGAAAGUGUCAACUACCUAGUGUCCCAGCAGAAUAUGCUUCUGAUUCCUGUGUCAUUUUCACCAUUGAAAUAGCUAUCUACUGAAAUACCAAGCAUUUCAUUAACUGGCGUAAGAUGUAUCUGCUAACAGGGCUUAAAUUCUCCCAGCAAAUUCUCACUUUUAUCUGAAGGAGGUGGUAAGUUAAUUGACUAUGUUUCUUGCAUUUUUGAAAGCCAAUCUGUCUUUUGUCACUACCCCUUCAGGAAAUAGGUCUGUGCAUCUUCCUGGGGACAUGUCAGUAUCUAUUGUACAUUAG